CCUGGAAGAAGAAGGUGAUGACGUCAUCUAGCGCGCGCUCUGCUAGCGUCGAGUCUCGUGAGGCGAACAGUUCGCGGUUGUUCACGUGUUUACUUUAUUGUAAAACACACUUAACAGUUUAAGCAACAAAGAGACUCAUCAAUAUUAUCAGCUGAUGAAAAUCCUUUCCAUUUGUUUAUUUUUGUACAAGAUUUAAAUUUGCUCCUCCUUCAGGGAAGCUCCUCCCACAACAAUCACAUCUUCAGUGAAGCUCCUCCCACAACAAAUCACACCUUCAGUGAAGCUCCUCCCACUGCAGUUCAUCAAUAAAUGCUGGAAUAUUCCAAUCAGUCUACAAGUGAAGAGGAGCAUCAAAUCAUCAGGAAAAGGUGAAAUCUGCAGAGACAGAUUUUAUUGAAGAACAGAGAGAACAUGAAAGAUCCAGAACCCUGCAGAACCAAACACACUGAAGAACAAUCAGAGUUAAUUGAAGAAAACAAGGAGCAUGACAAACUGAAUAAAGGGAAGGACAAACAUGUCAAAACUGGAGAAAACUCUUUAAGUCACUCUCAAACCAAACAGAAAGAUUUAAAGAAGAGAAGAGAUGAGAAAUCUUUCAUCUGCACUCAGUGUGGAAAGAGUUUGAGAAGCAAACCUGGUCUUAAGAAUCAUAUGAGGAUCCACACUGGAGAGAAACUGUUCACAUGUGAUCAGUGCGGGAAGAGUUUCACAGAAUCAUCAAACUUUAAGAAACACAUGAACAUCCACACUGGAGAGAAACUGCAUGAAUGUGAUCAGUGUGGAAAAACAUUUUUGUGGUCCUCAGUACUGAAGAAUCACCUGAAAAUUCAUUCAAAGGAGAAACCACAUUCAUGUUCUUUGUGUGGAAAGAGUUUUUCACAACUGCAGAGUUUAAAAGUACAUCAGAAGAGACACGCUGGUGUGAGAGAAUAUAAAUGCUUUGAUUGUAAGAAGACUUUUAUUACAGCUCCACAUUUGAAGCGGCACCUGAUGAUCCACACUGGAGAGAAACCGUAUCACUGCACUGUAUGCAGGAAGAGUUUCAAUCAAUCAUCUAAUCUACGCGUUCACAAAAAGAUUCACAGUCAGUAGAUCAUCUUCAGAUCCAACACUUUCAGGUCUGAUGUCUUUUCCUCACCAAACGUGACACAAUAAUGCGUCAAGCAUCUUCUUUGUAAAUCUGUCCUAACAAGCAAACAUUAUCAAGUCACAGUGAAUAAAGUUCAUCUUCAAGACCCCA
Carassius gibelio (silver crucian carp) is the source of this 1240-nucleotide messenger RNA. RefSeq names its product gastrula zinc finger protein XlCGF49.1-like. The coding region runs from base 412 to 1092 and encodes 226 amino acids. Gene Ontology annotation, biological process: regulation of transcription by RNA polymerase II. NCBI's taxonomy places the organism in Eukaryota, Metazoa, Chordata, Actinopteri, Cypriniformes, Cyprinidae. Gene Ontology annotation, cellular component: nucleus. The record is from RefSeq and is a predicted model, not a curated record. The transcript has 4 exons. Gene Ontology annotation, molecular function: DNA-binding transcription factor activity, RNA polymerase II-specific; RNA polymerase II transcription regulatory region sequence-specific DNA binding.